AUGUCAUCAACGACAACCGCGAGGGACAUUCCUGCCAUUAAAAAGGCUGAGCCUGGUGUACCUCAUCCUACUCAUUUUAGCACCACACCUGCUGGCACUAUUUAUUCGAGUACACCCGGAGGUUCCAGGAUUGUUUAUGAUCGUAGUACACUCUUGAACCUUGCCAAUUCUCCAUUGGCAAAAACUCCACCUAGCAAUCUGGCUUUUAUCCCCGGUGUGACCAAACCUAAUCCUCAUCAUACUGCUCACGAUAACUCCUCAGCGACAACUCAAUUCCAGGGGCAUUUGGCUCCACCUCAACCCGCUCUCCCCAGCUUACAUCAACAGUCAAACGAAUCUGAGACUAAUAGUAAUAAUCAUCAGACGAAGCCACUAACUGGUGCUGCUGAAGAUGGUCAUUCUCAUGAACAACCAAAGGAUCACGAUCAUGACAUGUUUCAUAUGGAUAUGGAAUAA
Ambispora gerdemannii is the source of this 456-nucleotide messenger RNA. Lineage: Eukaryota; Fungi; Glomeromycota; Glomeromycetes; Archaeosporales; Ambisporaceae. The record is from the annotation of a GenBank genome assembly.